AUGGACCUCCCCGAAAAGAUGGAAGUCGACUUGGAGUCGCAAACCGCGCAGUACGAAUACGCUCCCUGGCUAUUGGACGAUCACCCGCUCCGCUCGCAUCCCACCGAGUGUAUCCCAGGUUUGGGCCCUUUUAUAUCUGAAAGCUUUGUUUCACUACGGAAGCAAUGGAAACAAUCUCUACUGCGCGCCAUAGCUCUGGUUAUUCUGUGCCUUCUUGCAUUUCAAUUGAUCCAGCUUUCCCAUGUGUGGUGGGGAAAGACCUACCUUGACCAGCAGAGUCCCGUUUAA
Molecule: messenger RNA, 288 nt
Organism: Penicillium angulare
Lineage: Eukaryota; Fungi; Ascomycota; Eurotiomycetes; Eurotiales; Aspergillaceae
Exons: 2
Coding region: 1-288 (95 amino acids)
Source: RefSeq, a predicted model, not a curated record